AUGUUUCCGUGUGUUUCCGCAUUAGUCGAAAAACAAACUUUGGAACACCAUCGCCAACGAUAAGAUAAGGCUUGCUCUCUAUCGGUCGCUCUGUGUGCGAGGACUGCAACUUCUGUUCGAUGCUUAUCCAACACGCUUAUCACAAACCACUGCUGCUGACCAUUCCGCUGUGUCUUACAAAGGAAACAGUUUAGAAACAUCUCUGUAUCUCGACCCUGCAGGCAGCUCUGUAGCCCGGGAGUGUUGGCGUAGAACUUUAGGACAAGCCAACGCUCGGUUCGUACCGCUCGGUGCCCAGUUGGAACCGUUCGCCGCCAGUAAAAAAGGAUGGAGUUCCUGCUCGGUGGUGCCUCGUCGAUGUGUGCCGUGCUGUUUACGAACCCGUUCGAUGUGCUCAAAACACGCCAACAGCUGGAGGGCGAGCUGAUAGCGAAGCAGAAUCUCAAGGAGCGCGCGUACAAGGGCAUCCGGCAGUCCGUCAUCACUGUGGUCCGGACGGAUGGUUUGCGCGGCCUGCAGAAGGGACUUCCGGCCGCCCUGCUGUAUCAGUUUUCUAUGAACGGUGUCCGCCUGGGGACGUACCAGACGGCGGAGAAUCUCGGUUGGACGAAGAGUGCCCAACAUCCGUCGCUGACACCUUUGCUCUCGCUGUUCUGGGGUGGAUGUGCUGGGCUGGCAAGUGCCACAGCAUCCUGCCCAUUCUAUGUGGUGAAGACGCAGCUGCAGGCCGUCACCUCCGGAUCGUACACGGCCCGGUUUCAGCAUCAUCACAGCGGAACUCUAUCGGCUUUUGUGAAUAUCUACCGGCAAAGCGGAAUUAGAGGACUGUUCCGAGGGUACACGGCAACCCUAGCCCGUCUGGUUGUUGGAUCAUCGGCUCAGAUGUCUUCGUUCAGUGCGUGCAAAGAGUUUUUCCUGCGGUACGAAGUGUUCCAGCAGUCUAUUGUACUGACUGCACUGGCCAGCAGUACUGUGGCGGGAUUUCUGACCAGUGUGCUGAUGUCUCCGUGCGAUGUCGUGACGACGCGCAUGACCAAUCAAGCCGUAUCCGCCAACGGGAAAGGCUUGCUGUACACCAACAUCUUCGAUUGCUUCCUGAAGAUCUACCGAUCGGAAGGCAUCCACGGCUACUACAAGGGAUUCGUGCCAAUGUACCUGCGAGUGGCUCCACACACGAUGCUUAACCUCACCUUCUGGGAGUUCUUCAAGGGUCUCCACGAACGAUACGGGAAGCAUUGAGGGCUGGAUGCUCGAUAACAUUCCCGCUCUAACGCGCUACACGAAUGAUGAAAGACACAUAGAAUGCGUACUCUUCUGUCGUCUUACGCUUAUCUUAUCACCGUCUUAAAGGCUUGGCUCACAGACACAAACACACCGACGACUCCACUCCAGUAGUUAGCAUUUACAAAUGCAUGCCACGCCUGUUUCGCUUAGCAAAUAUUGGCCGCUAUAUAAUAGCAUCAUUAUCGCGCAGGAACAUAGGGAAACCUACUUUGAUAAGGAACCGAGAAACUAUAGUGAUGUGUCUCGAUACGGUCGUUAAACGAUUAAAAUUAAGCACAGAUGCAAGCUGCCCAUGUACGACACAACGCAACAGCUACUAAACGAGCGGAUAAGACACAUGCGAAAAACGGAACUGGCA
Messenger RNA from Anopheles stephensi (Asian malaria mosquito), 1642 nucleotides. Its product is annotated as solute carrier family 25 member 35-like. Bases 328 to 1239 code for a protein of 303 amino acids. The record is from RefSeq and is a predicted model, not a curated record. The transcript is spliced from 2 exons. Lineage: Eukaryota; Metazoa; Arthropoda; Insecta; Diptera; Culicidae.